AUGGUGUUAUCCAAGUUGCCUGCAUUCUUCUUCCUGUGCAGCUGCCUUGCGUUGGUUUAUCCUUUCGGCUGGCCAGACCUAAAUCGCGCUGCCCACAUUAAAUCCUCAGUAUGGUUCCAUGAAAUACAAAACUUGAUGGGUUAUGACAGCAUCGGCAAAACGGAGAUUCCCGAAGGAAGUGGACCUUAUUCUGUUGGCUCUACAGACUUGAUGUUUAAUUACACUAAUAAGGGAAGCCUCUUGCGUCUAUAUUAUCCAUCCCAGGACGAUCACUAUAAUGACACUAUUUGGAUACCAAAUGAAGAAUAUUUUUAUGGUCUCAGUAAAUUUCUUGGAACACAUGGUUUUAUGGCCAAACUUUUGAAAUUGUUCUUUGGUUCAAAGACAAUUCCAGCAAAGUGGAAUUCUCCUCUGAGGACUGGUGAAAAGUAUCCUCUGGUUAUUUUUUCUCAUGGUCUGGGAGCACUCAGGACAAUUUAUUCUGCCAUCGGCAAUGACCUGGCAUCUUAUGGGUUUAUCGUUGCUGUUGUAGAACACAGAGAUGGAUCUGCAUCUGCAACGUACUAUUUUAAGGAUGAGUUGGCUGUAACAAAAGAUGAUAAAACUUGGCUGUAUGUUCAAGAUCAUUUGCCCGUAAAUGAAAGUGAAAAAAAAUGUUUCCGAAAUUGGCAGGUAAAGAGAAGAGCACAGGAGUGUUCCCAAGCCCUCAGUUUGAUUCUUGACCUUGACCGUGGAAUAUCAGUGAAGAAUGUGUUAAAUACAGACUUUGAUAUGAAACAACUGAAGGGCUCUAUCGAUAGGAAUAAAAUAGCAAUCAUUGGACAUUCUUUUGGUGGAGCAACUACUAUUCAGGCUCUUAGUGAAGACCGGAGGUUCAGAUGUGGUAUUGCCUUAGAUCCGUGGAUGCAGCCACUGGGUGAAGAAGUGUAUUCCAGGGUUCAGCAGCCCCUCUUUUUUAUCAACUCUGAACAAUUCCAAUAUUGUGCCAAUAUCUGCAAAAUGAAAAAGUUAUAUUCACAUGAUAGAGAAAGGAAGAUGAUCACCAUCAAGGGCUCAGUCCAUCAGAAUUUUGAUGACUUCACAUUUACUUCAGGCAAAAUAACUGGACACUUAUUUAAAUUAAAAGGAGACAUAGAUUCCACUGUAGCAAUUCGUCUUUGCAACAAAGCCUCCUUAGCAUUCUUACAGAAGCAUUUAGGGCUCAAGAGAGAUUUUGAUCAGUGGGACCCUUUGAUUGAAGGAGAUGAUGCAAAUCUUAUUAAUGGGACCAGCAUUGACACAGUCUGCCAGCUUGACUCCUCUCUGCAGGACUGCGCAGGAGUAGCACAGAACUGUACAGGAAUAGGAAAAUGGAAUUUCGGAGACUUUAAAUUGUUUUAA
Elephantulus edwardii (Cape elephant shrew) is the source of this 1380-nucleotide messenger RNA. It is a transcript of the gene PLA2G7, whose product is annotated as phospholipase A2, group VII (platelet-activating factor acetylhydrolase, plasma). Bases 1 to 1380 code for a protein of 459 amino acids. Gene Ontology annotation, molecular function: 1-alkyl-2-acetylglycerophosphocholine esterase activity. NCBI's taxonomy places the organism in Eukaryota, Metazoa, Chordata, Mammalia, Macroscelidea, Macroscelididae. The record is from RefSeq and is a predicted model, not a curated record. The transcript is spliced from 11 exons.